Messenger RNA from Panonychus citri (citrus red mite), 3057 nucleotides. Its product is annotated as atrial natriuretic peptide-converting enzyme-like. The record is from RefSeq and is a predicted model, not a curated record. The coding region runs from base 308 to 1939 and encodes 543 amino acids. Gene Ontology annotation, molecular function: protein binding. NCBI's taxonomy places the organism in Eukaryota, Metazoa, Arthropoda, Arachnida, Trombidiformes, Tetranychidae. The transcript has 4 exons.
UCCUCCUCCUCUUUCUUUUUCAUCCUUACGGCUCUUUUCUUGAAAUCAUCAGCAUCUUCAUCACUCUGCCCCUUCUGAGCUUCAUCUUCUUGCCCUCGUCUCUCUAUCUCUCUCUCGCUCCCUUACUCUUUCUUUUCAUCCUCAUCCUCAUCUUCUUCUUGUUUUUUUUUCAUUCUUCAUGAAAAGUUCAAGUUAUCGGUUUCAUUUCAAGUUGAGAGGUUACCUGAGUUAGUUCAAAGUCUUAAAAUAGCUUCAAGUGUCGAGACUUUUUUUUAUUAUUCCAAACAAAAUAUAAUAUAAACAAGCCAUGCAAACAUUACUUCAAAAUCAGGAUCAAAGUGACAAUUCAUCGACAAUCAAAAGUAUUCACUCUCUUGCCUCCAUGGAUCGACAGUACACUUCCCAUCGUCAUCGUCGGUGUCGUGACAAUUCAUCUUCCUCAUCUUCUUCAUCUUCUAACUCAGUAACCUUGUGGCUUAUGGUUUUAUCCAUUCUCGUCAUCAUAGGAAUCAUCACCAUCGGAUUUGUCUUAAUCUACAUCGUGGUCAACAGCGGUAUCACCGUUGGUUCAUCAACAGCUUCCGAAACUCGAUUACUUGACGAUCACAAUAAUCGACCUGAGAAUACUCCAGUUGUCAUUGAACUUCUACAAAAACCUUCAUCCUCUGUUCCUCCAUCAACCUCAUCAUCGCUUCAAAAUGUAGGAAAACAACAACGAAGCAAAAGGUCACCUCUUCUCUCAUCAUCUUCCACCUUUGUUGAAGGUUCUUCCGAUCCGAUCAACUUUUACCGUCGAUAUGAUGUAGCCUACGACAUGCCGAAAGCCGAGUGUAUCCGCCGAAGUCUUCCCAUGUGCAACGGUCAAGUUCCUUACAAUUCAACAGUCUAUCCAAACUACAUUGGUGACAACAACGAACUCGAAGCCUCAAGGUCACUUCCUUAUUACAAUUACAUCGCCAAAUCAAAGUGCAAUCGUCGGAUAAAACAAUUACUUUGUACCUUCCUUGAGCCUCCUUGUGUUGAAGGUCGACCGAUUCCUCCAUGUAAAAAGUUUUGUCGAAUCGCUCUCGAAGGUUGCGCUGAAUAUGUACCUGCGACCCUUGAACUUUCCGCUGCAUUUGAUUGCCGCCGUUACCCUGAUUCAACUGACCCUUCCGUCUGUGUCAACUUGGCCAUCGGCAAAGGCUGUGCAGCCGAUGAGUUUCAAUGUCCAGAUAAAAGUUGCAUCCCAAAGCAUUGGCUUUGUGACGGCGUAAGAGAUUGUGCUUUCGCCGCCGACGAGGCAAAUUGCGCCGGUGUUGCUUGUUCCAGUGAAGAGUUUGAAUGUGAUCGGAAAUGUGUCCCACUCUCUUGGCGAUGUGACGGUGAUCGUGAUUGUAUGGACGGUGCCGACGAGGCCAAUUGCUCAUACAAACCAGGCUGUGGUCCCGAUAGGUUCAAAUGUGCCGACGGAGCGGGUUGUAUACCCAAGCGAUGGGUCUGCGACGGUAAAGCUGAAUGCCGAGACGGAAGUGAUGAAGUUGGAUGUACUCAAAAAGAAUGCACUCAAGGUGAUUUUAAAUGUAACAAUGGCAUUUGUAUUCCUAACAUUUGGCUAUGUGAUGGUCAAGAUGAUUGUAAAGACAAUUCUGAUGAAAGAAACUGUGGUGGACAAGGUCCAGUUAUCUCUUCACAUUUUCCUCAAUAUACUUCAUCUUCAGUAUCUUCAUCAACUUCAUCCUCAUCCUCAUCCUCAUCUUCAUCUCCAGGAGAGUCAACUCAAAAUCAUAACGAUUUAAAUCAUAAUCAUAAUCACCAACAACGACCUCAUGUUCAACAUCAAUCACACCAACAACAACAACAACAACAUCAACAACAAUCAAUUAAUCAUCGACCUAAUUUACAUUCAAUUGGUCCUUAUUUCUCACAUAAUAAUAUUUAUCGUUGGCUUCAUAAGUGAUUUGAUUAACAAUUAACUUCCGUUUUUCAAUAAUCUUAUCUGUUAAUCAUCAUUCUCAUCGUCAUCAAAAUAAUCAUUCAAUUAACUGAUUAAUUAGAGUAAUUAAUUUACUGGUAAUUAAUUGAAUCAUCUCUCUCUCUCUCUCAGUGUCUCUCACCUUUUCAUGAAAACGAGUUAAUUGUGAAAAAAGAAAUCAAUUAAUUGUCAAUUUUAAAUUUAUACACAAUUAGUUUAACAUCCUCAUCAUUAAGAAAAGUUAAUUAACUCUAUUAAUCUUUAUCAUUAAUUUUUAACGUCCAUUCCCACCGAUUAAUUAAUUCAUCACUAACUAAAUUAAUUAUUUAUCAGUAUCGAUAAUGGUUAACUUUUUUCCCCCUCUUCGCAAUUACAAUUAACCAAUUGAUUAAGUUAAUUUUGUUUCUUAUUCAAUAUUUGAUUUCUAAAUCACUUAUUAUUAUUAUUAUUAUUACUUUUUAAUUACUACUACUAAUUAUAAUUACUAAUUGUUGCGGGUAAAUUAUUAGACUUUAAUAUAAAAAAAAUUAGCGAUUGGUUUUCCAGGGUAAAUUUAAUCAACAUAAUUAACUUAAUCAUUUCUGGUGAUGAUGAUGAUAAUUUAAUUAACUUAAUUCACACUUUAAUUGUGUGGGUGUCGCUCUGCCCCUUUCCCUUAAUCACAUUAUUAAUUAACUUUAAUAGUGUCUCUUAAUUGUAUUUUCCAGAUUGGGAUGAAUGAAACAAUCUAGUUAAUUGUAUUCACUUCAAUCAUGAAAAAAAUCAAAACUUUACUAAUAAUAAUCAACUAAUUGAUUAACAUUGUCACUAAUGUUUAUUGUAAUUGUGAACAAUCAAAUGUUAAAUCAGUUGAAAAUUUUAUUUAAUUGAUUUACACCUUUAAACUAAAUCAUAUUGGUUUACUAAUCUUGUAUUACUAUUUGUGAUAGUUAAAUUAUUUAUACAUCCAUUGAUUAUUAAAAUAUAAAUUGUAAUAGUUAAUCAAUUGAUUGACAAUUAACAAGAAACAAAAUGGAUUUUAUUUAUUUGUUAAUUGUAACGAAAUCACUAUCAAUUAUCAUUGAAUUAAAGAGGCCAAACAAUUAAACUGAUUCAUAUAUACA